AUGGCGCAUGUCCUCUACGCUAUCCACAGACUCAUCGCUUGUCUGUAUUUGUUCGAAAGGGUCUGCUCCAGAUGCGACAAGAUAAUCGCGGCACAGCACGAUCCGCUCACGUUCUAUUAUGGCGACGAUGAUGAAUCAACGGGUAUCCCGACUUUGUUUGAGCAAUAUGCCUCUUCACUAGAGAAGUUUCUGCCAGUUUUGCAAGAUGAACAUGGUCGCCUGCGAGUGUGGACGGGCAAUAUAGGAGCACAUAAGAGCAGGAGGUCGUCGCUGGACUAUCGCCUCCGGGACGCUUCCCAAGUCAGAGGCCAGGUUGCUUCGCUUCUUGACGUCUUAGAGGUGUCCUUAAGUGAAGUACUCGCCAUUGUAUCUGGAGAAAGGCCCGUUGAGGAGGAAGACACUGAAGAAUGGUCCGACGAUGACUAUUUGGACGAUGAAUCCAUCCCGUCUGAAGAGGGACUCCCUCAGCCAGCAGAGCUGUUCCAGCUGCUAGAGGACAUCCAGGUCGUUAUCAAGUGCCUCUACAAACUGUCCAUGGUCAUUCGCCAUCCCGCCCAACACGACCGGAUAAAAACCAAUGUUGACCUCUCCCACUUCACGCAAUUUGACAUUCAGCAUGUCGAACAGAAAUUCCCUAAUGCAGAACGCUGGCUCGUCCAGCGGCUGGGUAAAGCCAUAACGAAACGACGGGAAUAUUUGAAGGGUCGUGAACUGCACCAUGAAAAACUUAAUCAUGGGGCUGAUGCGACUGCCGCAGCUCUGUUUGAGGAUGACUCUCACACAGAAGCUGCACAAAGAACCCUACUGUCAGAAACCACGGCUACAACCUUCGAUUACGGCCUGGUUGCUGCCCUACAUACUGCAGCUGGAGAGACAGACGCUGAUCCCGCCCCAUCGGAAACUUCCUAUGCAUCAACAGUCGGUGACGAUACAAAACUGCAUUUUCCCCCGAUUCCGGAGGAAGCAGAGCAUAAUCCUGAUGGGUUUGAAUGCCCUUACUGUUAUUACCUUGUAUCCAUCCGUGGGCCUUUGUCCUGGGCACGGCACAUCUUUGAUGACCUGCAGCCAUACAUCUGCACUUUCCGUGACUGCCCAACGCCUCACCAAACGUACAGCCGCAGGCGUACUUGGUUCAACCAUGAGAAAACAGCGCAUCGAGCCGCAGGAUUUCCACACAGUGAUUCCCGCUUCGUCCCUUUGCAAAGCUCCGGGCCCGUGGAUAGCUUAUCUGCUGUUGACUGCCCUUUAUGUGGAGUGAGAAUACCGAAUCUUCAUCAUCUCGAACGUCACCUAGCACGCCAUCUUGAACAACUCGCUCUCUUCGCCUUACCCCACGAUUUUCGGGACGACGAUGACCAGCGAGAUUCUCCAGAGAGUGGUGACGAUAACCCAUCUUCUGAUAGCCUUGAAGACGGGUCAGAAGGUGAAAUGGAAGAAUACCAUGCUGCCAUGCCGAGGCCCGAAGAGACAGACGUGGAUGUUGACUCGCCCCUUUCGAGCCUUCUAGAGGAAUAUAAAGAACCCACGCCUGAAUCCAACAUUGAAUCAUAUUCGAGCACCAUGGGACAGGAUCCCCAAACGCCCAUGUCUGCUCUGACAGACACUUACAAAGAGGUCAACCAUGGACCAGAUGCUCUUCCAGAUCAGUCAUCUCACGCCACACAAGAUGCGACUUCGGCAGGGAAAUCUACUAAAGUUACUACUAAAGUUAGCCCUGAGGAAGAGUCAAUCCAGAAUCGACUUUCGAGCAUCCAACGAAGGAUCGACGAGCUGUCUAGAAAUCAAGAAGAACGCAAGAAAUAUUUUAACCCAAAUCCCAGACAUGACAAGACCUCCAAGGCUUUCUCCCCAAAAGAUCCGCCUUCUGUAUAA
Messenger RNA from Histoplasma mississippiense, 1872 nucleotides. RefSeq lists its product with no specific name. NCBI's taxonomy places the organism in Eukaryota, Fungi, Ascomycota, Eurotiomycetes, Onygenales, Ajellomycetaceae. The coding region runs from base 1 to 1872 and encodes 623 amino acids. The record is from RefSeq and is a predicted model, not a curated record. The transcript has 4 exons.